Adineta ricciae is the source of this 795-nucleotide messenger RNA. Lineage: Eukaryota; Metazoa; Rotifera; Eurotatoria; Adinetida; Adinetidae. The record is from the annotation of a GenBank genome assembly.
AUGAAAACAAGUUCGAUUAAACGAUCGUCUAGUGAAGAUAUAACUCAGAGCUCGGCUAGUGUUGAAUACAAACAUCGCACGAGUUCGAUACCAGUCUGUUUCCGAAGAAGUUCUGUUGAAAAAAAAUUGAGCAAUCCCUCGAUGCCCUUCGAUCGAUCAAAACAUGUGAAAUAUCGAAAAGAAAAGAGAAAUUCUGCACAAAAUCAAAAUUAUUGCGAAAACAAUGAUAAGGUCCAUCCAGUCAAUCGAUUCUUUAACUCAUACAUUAACAAACAUUUUCAACACGUUUCUGUCAAUCAUAAAAACAUUCAAUGUAAUGUAGAAGAUCUAUGUCAUCAACAUGAAAUUUCUUCUCGAACAACGCUAAUCAUUCAAUUGCCACGUCGUUUUAUUAAAUCGCUCAUAAACCAACAAAAUAAGUCGAUAAUUCCUAAACUCAAAGUUCAUCUUUCUUCGGAAUUGCUCCAUAAGUUAUUUCGAUCAAUGAACACCAACACUUGCCCUUCUCAAGGAGAUAAAUUUGCUAUCCAAUCCCAGCUUGGUACCAUAGCAGCUUCUAUUCAUCGUGAAGUUCUCGAUGAACACCAAGAGUCCAAAGUGAUUCAGGCGAAAGCAGAGGUGAAAUCUUGUGAGAAAAAUCGACUGACAGUCGUUCGACACAUUGCACGAACAAAGGCAAAUGAUCACGAGAGAGCAAAACACCGGCAUCAACGACGAAAAAAAGACACGUUCACAGAUUUAGCAGUACAUCACGUGAGAAGAUCGAUUCCAAGAGAAGCUCAAGAACGAAUUUGA